Molecule: messenger RNA, 3816 nt
Organism: Odontomachus brunneus
Lineage: Eukaryota; Metazoa; Arthropoda; Insecta; Hymenoptera; Formicidae
Exons: 2
Coding region: 585-2165 (526 amino acids)
Molecular function (GO): protein binding
Source: RefSeq, a predicted model, not a curated record
GAUAUGUUUCUGAUAUUUUGCUUGCUAUUUUGUUUAUAAUUUCUACUUGUCUCUUUGUUUUAUUUUUCUUCCUAUCUUUUGUGCGAAUGCACCAUAUGCACCAUGCGAAUACACUAUACAACUUAUAAUUUACAACUGAAUUUGGAUUUUGAUUCAUUCUGGUUUUAGUUGCGGAUAACAUUUGUAUAUAAUGUCGCAAACGAAUCAUUUGACUUUUUCGUUUUAACUAGUUGGACCCACAGUUCUUCUUUAAUGUUUUUAGCUUGUUAAUUUCCUUGGUGAUGGUCCAAAUCCGAUUUAAUGAUGUGCUAGGCAAUCAUAUCUUUUCAAAUAACCAAACGAAUAUUUAACAUAUCUCUCGCGCGCAACUUAUCAUGUGAAUUUAGAUUACAACAGUAUAUAGACCGACCUUAGGUUGCCAUGUAAACGUUAAAUGUAAUUGGAUAUAAGACUAGUAGAGAGAUAAACACGUUCUCAGUAAUUCCCCUCUUACCACUGACGCGCAUGGAAUAACGUUAAUAAUUUCAUAACUUAACACAAAAUAGAGAACUCUUCUUAUUGAUAUUGAUCAUCAACGUAUAAAGAUGACGUCCACUAAAAUCACGAGCAAAUCAGGAUCCGAGACAGCAGAGUUAAGCGAGAGCUCUUCGAGUUACAAAAAUAUAAAGCCCAGUGACGAAUUCUUACACAUUUUCGACCAAUCAUGGACAUAUAAGAGUAACCGCAGUACUCUUACCAAUAAACAAGCCAAAACAAUGAUUAUGACUAUGGACAAAUUGUUUAAUAAAAUAAUCAACUCGCGAAAGCCGAAAUUAAAUGAUACAAUAAUUCUUGCAUACAGUUAUCAAAAUAUGUGUCAUGCACACGUUCAGUCAAAUGAGAAAAAAGAACUACAUAUUGCGAAAGACUUUAUUUUACGUUGUGUGCGUUUAAUAAAAGAUAAAGAGGUGAAUUCCAAAUAUAUUUUGAUAGCUUUAAAAGCCUACAAUCAUUUAGGUUAUAUUUAUUAUAAACAAAAUAAAACAGAGAAAGCUAUAAGUGUAUUAGAUAAAGCUGUAGAUCUAUAUUUAUUAUAUACACAAGCAAUUGAAGAGUACGGUGUUCCCAUUGAUUUUGAAAAUAUUAUUAAGCCAUCUGGAAAUCUAGAUGGUCACGAGAAGCUAAAGAAGGUAUAUAUAUUUAUUUUAGAAUCAUUAAUAGAUAUACAUACAGAAAUGGUACCAACAAAUAAUCACAGCUUAAUAAUAUGCAGACAUUUGCUUUUGAUUGCUGAAUUUGAUAGAUUACCACAAACUAGAAAUUAUCUUAAGUGGUGUGAAAAAGUAUCGACAUUAUGUGAGUGUUUAUUAAAGUACAAUCGUUUCAUUGAAGCUCAAAAUCAUCUUACAGUUUUGUUGUAUGUGAAAGCAGCUUACAUCGAUGAAAAAUAUAAAAAAAUUAAAGAUAGGAGACAAGAAUAUUCCUUGGAAAUAGCUAAGUUGGAUAAAGAGUCUAAUAUUAUAAAAUAUUGCAUUAAUGAAUAUAUGGUGAAGUAUUUAAUUGCUCUUUUGCGUUUCUCGAUGCAACGAUCACUGCGAUUAGAAAAAAUCACAGUUUCUGAAAGUGACAACCUACAAUCAAAGUAUUCAACAAAUUCAAAGAAGCAGAUAUUGCCGAAAUUACUAUUAUUCCAAUUAGAAAAAGGGUAUCCAAUUCCAAAGGAAGACAUAUUAACAACGAUUCCAUAUAUCACAGAUUAUAAUGAUGCUUAUGAAAAAUUUACAUUUGCUCUGAGAUAUAUUUACAACUGGGUGUCAUAUGUGAAGAGUAAUGGUAAUCUGGAUACAAAAAAAUUCACACAAUUUAUAUUAAACGUUUCUAACGCAUACAAAUAUAUGGCUUUCUAUGAGCAGGAUACAGCCAGCCAGAUUUUACUACAAGAUAAUCGCGUAAAUAUUUUAUCGAUUGCUAUACGUACAAUAUCUUCAGAACAUCUUAACGUGUUGAAAUAUUUGUGGCUUCAACUGGCAAUUACUUAUUCAUCUUUAAUAAAUAUAAAGUUUGAACAAUUAGAGACAAUUAAUCCACUGUAUACGCCACAAAAACAUGGUACAAUUAUGUUUGAAAUUAACAAUCUAGUAAAGAAUGCUGUUAUAAAUUUGGACUUAUAUUUACACACGGAAUGAAUUUGAUAUAAUAACAAAUUAUUAUUACUUAAAAAUAACAAAGCGAAUUUUUUAUUACCCAGCAAACAGGAUGACAUCAAAUGAUGUCUUAAUGACAUAUUAUUGACGUUAGAGAUGUCAAUAAUACAUCAUUAAGAUGUCGUUUGAUGUCAUCUUGUUUUCUGGGUAGUUCUACAAAUUGAUACGAAUGUACUCAAUAAUAUCACAGUCUUGAUGUUGCAAAAGAAAUAAUUAAAUUAUUUUAAUGUUUAUAAAAUAUUUAGUUUAUAUGAAAAUAAUUUUAUAUGUAAGGAUAUACUAUAGUUUGUAGCAUUUUUAUUUGUGCAUAUAUUGAAUAGUUAAGUUAGUUAAAUUAGUUUUUAUUGCGUGAGAUAAAGUGAUUAUUUUAAUACAAUAAGAAAAUUAUUGGAAAUUACGUAGAUAACCUAUGAUCGAUUAUCCAGAAUAUAUAUAUAUAUAUAGAUUAUCCUAAAUGUUCUCAAGAUAUUCUGCUAAUAUUUUAAGCAUUUUACGGAUUAUUCUUUUUGUUAUUUAAAUAUUCACUUGAUCUCAUACAAAAAUAAGUAAUGUUUAAAUGUUACUAUGUUAAUAUUAUUGUUUAAAAGGUACUGUGAUUAAGCAGAUCAAUUCUAUCGAUAAAAAGUUUCACAUGAUCAAAUGAUAGGAUAAGUAAUAUAAAGUAUCAAAAUUGCUGUAUCUUAAAAUUGUUCAACUUUUAAGUUAAAAUAAUUUAUUCUAAGAAUAGUUUAUUGCAAUUCGGUCGCUGAAUCGAAUUGUCCAUUGUAAAUUUGUUAAAAAUUAAGUUUUCAAAGUUUUUAGAAAAAUUCUGUUACAUUUUAAUAAAAAAUUGGUAAACAUUUUACAUAUUUUUUGGACAUACAUAUAUUUUUAUGCUUUUAUUUUAUUAAACUGUAGAACUAUUUUAGAACUAUUUUUAACUAAAAGUAUAUUUAUAGAAAUGCGCAUUUCAACAACUCGGAUUUACAUUGUUACUUUGUAUAUAAGACCCUUAUAGAAAUAUCAUACUAAGAAUCAUUGACAAUUACUUAUUAUCCAGUAUUUUUAAUACUGAAAAUAAGUAAUUACCAAUGAUUCUUAGUAUGAUAUUUCUAUAAGGGGAAAAUAUGAAAUUAUAAUAUAGAAAAUGAGAAGGAUAAGGGAACAAUAAAAUAUUGAAGAUAAAAGUAUGAAUAAAAUAAAAAAUAUAAUAGAUCAAUAUCUUGCUUAAUAUGUUUUGGGCCUUUUGCUCGCUAUUUUGUUUAUAAUUUCUAUUUGUCUGUUUGUUUUAUUUUUCUUCCUAUCUUUUGUAAGAAUACGCCAUAUUCACCACGCGAAUACAUUAUACGACUUAUAAUUUACAUCUGAAUUUGGAUUUUUAUUUAUCUUGGUUUCAGUUGCGGAUAAUAUUCGUGUAUAUUGUUGUGUACGAGUCAUUUGACUUUCUUGUUUUACCUAGAUCGGCGGAUCUGCUUUCAAUUUGCUUAUUUCUUUUGCAUUCAGUCCAAAUUUGACUUAUUGGUAAGUUAGGCAACCUUCUAUUUCCAAAUAACCAUACGAAAAUAUUCAGGAUAUAUAUCGCGUAGUUUCUCAUACAAACCCAACUUAAACUAAUAUCAUAUAAGCUUCUCAUAUAAAUCAAACAAUAAAUAAA